Messenger RNA from Mauremys reevesii (Reeves's turtle), 932 nucleotides. RefSeq names its product dual specificity phosphatase 18 (gene DUSP18). The record is from RefSeq and is a predicted model, not a curated record. NCBI's taxonomy places the organism in Eukaryota, Metazoa, Chordata, Testudines, Geoemydidae. Bases 161 to 727 code for a protein of 188 amino acids. Gene Ontology annotation, molecular function: MAP kinase tyrosine/serine/threonine phosphatase activity. The transcript has 2 exons. Gene Ontology annotation, biological process: protein dephosphorylation.
GUGGCGAGUGCCCCUGCGCGGGCCCCGUGGCCGGUUGCCCCGGAGACCGGGGAGCUGCGCGGUGUCGGGGUCAGAGGCAGGAGGCGGCGCCGGGGGGCCCGGGGGCAAAGAGCGUGACGAUGCAGCCCUCUGUUACAGCUGGUUUAUAAAGUUUGCCUUAAUGAAUACAGUUUUUGGCUCUAUUCCCAUCUUAUUCAGGCAUCCGUCCAUUUAUGGCCUGUCCCGGAUCACCAGUAGCCUGUACCUCAGCAAUGGUACGGCUGCCAAUAACAAGCUCCUGCUCUUUGCCAGCCAAAUCACUACUGUCAUCAAUGUGUCCGUGGAGGUGGUGAACACCUUCUAUCCAGACAUUCACUACAUGCACAUCCCUGUAACUGACACCCCCAUCUCUCGCCUCUACGAUUACUUCGACCCCGUGGCAGAUAGGAUCCAUAGCGUGGACCUGCAGCAAGGCCGGACACUGCUACACUGCGCUGCAGGCAUCAGCAGGUCAGCUGCCCUGUGCCUGGCCUAUUUGAUGAAGUACCAUGCCAUGUCUCUAGUGAAUGCUCAUGCCUGGGUCAAGUCCUGCCGCCCCAUCAUCAGACCUAACAAUGGGUUCUGGCGACAGCUUGUCCAGUACGAGUAUAAACUCUUCGGCACCAAUACAGUCCGAAUGGUCAACUCUCCACUGGGCUUGAUUCCAGAUCUCUAUGAAAAUGAAGUAAGAAUAAUGAUAGCGUUUUGACUAACCAGCUUUACCACAUCUUGUGAAGGAGCCCAGAGGGAAAAUGAAGGGGCAGCUCAGCUUGAUCACGUUUGGAACUUGGACAAUAAACUCUUCAGCCUGGUGAGGUUUGCUGCGUUGCUCCCUGCUAGUAUAAGUAUAGGGGAUUAGCUGAGACGAAUGGGGACGUCUGAUUUUUACUAUAAAUAAAACCAAAUUUAAACUA